This is a messenger RNA of Coccidioides posadasii C735 delta SOWgp, 4266 nucleotides long. NCBI's taxonomy places the organism in Eukaryota, Fungi, Ascomycota, Eurotiomycetes, Onygenales, Onygenaceae. The record is from RefSeq and is a predicted model, not a curated record.
AUGGCACCAGGUCGCAAGAAGAAGAAGCCUGCUUCCAACCCAGCAAGAGGAUUCACAACUACUUCAAUCCCAUCUAAAUCACAAGUCAUAAACUCUGGAGUGUUAACAAAGGCAGAACAACCAUCUGUUACCAAAGAAGAGCAGAAACCAGCCACUGCAGGACAACCAGAGAAAUCCAAGGAUUCUUUGGAAAACCUGCCGCCAGAGGAGCUCGAGAAACAUCUCGAAGAGGCUGAACUACAGAGUCUGUUAGACAAGUAUGCAGGAAAAUGCAAAAACGAGGCUUCUCGUCAAGCUGGAAGACUCGAAACAGAGCGCCGCACUCUGCGUGCUCAAGGGAUGACCAUUAAUACUCGAGAUUGGUUAAGCCCGGAUAUCUGCAACCUGAUCAUUGAAAAAGAAAUCAAAGAAAUUGAAAAAUUACCGUCCUAUUUUAGUAGGUUUGACGAAAAUGCUGAUUUCAUGGCAAAUGAAGAAGAACUAUGUAUGAACAUGUGGACACUCAAGGAGACCCUGCUUAAACUUGGGUUUUCCAAGUCCAUGGUGGAUAAAGCGUUGAGAGGAAUUCUCUUACACUCUUCCCAGGAUCAAGCCUCAAACAAGGAUUUCACGUCGAGUAUAGGCCCGGUCCUUGAAUGGCUGGCAUCGCACUCCUCCGAAGAUGAGCUACCGAUAUACGGGCAGCAGAAACCCCCAGCAAAGCCGGACGAUCAAAAAGAUGAAAUAGAAGCAACACCUCCAAACUCUGGGACAAUCACUCCUGUUAACAAUAUAUCAACGAAGCCAAAAAGCCCUACGCACCCAAGCCCUUCGUUGGACUCAGACCCUGACAUGUCCGAUAUUGAUCUGGAUCCAGACGCAUUGAUCCCGCGUUAUCUAGAACUCCGAUCACGUAUCUAUUCCCUUCAACCAAGUUUUUUCAAUCAUCCCAAGACAAGGUCCAAAAAGGCUGCUGUGAGCGUAGUGGACCCUGCAAUUGAUUCCCAGAUAGAAAAAAUAAAGACUAAACUUGCUGUGGUCGAAAGGGAUAUCUUAUUUGAUUCCGAAAAAGCUGAGGCUGAAUGGAAAGAAAGGCUCUGUGAAUUGCGUGCUGAUACCGCUGAGUCGUUACGUGGACGACUAAAACCUACAGAACCUAGCCUGGAAAUGGCAUCAGGAAGAGAUGGGAAGGGCCCACCAACCGAUACCGGUGGGCAGCCGAACUUAGUCGAUAGCGACGACGACGAAAACAUCCUAGGAAGCAUGUUCGCGAUUGAGUCCGAUUCCCCUAUAGGAACGGCUGCGAAUGCCUUCACCGACGGGCGUGUGGCAACUAAGCUCAGAGAUUUUGGUAAAUCGGUUGGGAUCAAUCCCCGUCGCGUUUUGGAAGAAGCGUGCAGAACGAGAGACCCGGGUUUCAAAAUAGUUUAUAGGGACUUGGAUUCUACGUCUUAUUCCCACCGCAAGAGUGUUCGGAUAACUUGGUCCAAAGCCCAGGACGUACCUCUGGAUAUUCCGUACCCCGACAUAUAUUUCACCUCGAAUCCGCAUUUCGUACAGGUUUCGAUGGAUUCCAUAAGUGCGGCAACUGCACUGCAAGCAGAAUCCUACGUCUCUGUUGUUGCCUUAUUUAUUCUCUCUUCUUCGACGAGGGAAAAUAGAGCGUACAUGAAAUUACCUGGGCUGUGGAAGGACGUGUGGGAUGAGUUGUCUAGCUCCAGAAAGGAACACGAGGAGGCUGCCGAUAAGGAAGUUGUUAAGGGUUUACAGGAUAUUUUUCAACAAGUUAAAAGUCAAGCCGACGAGGAUGUCGUGCUGAUCGAAAAUUUUAAACGACGGAACGGAAACGCGAGAGCGAGACAAGAGGAAAAUCUGCAACCGAAAUUUUCAAGUUCGCAACCGUCAAAAUACUACCAAAACCUAUGGAAAGACCGAUCUUCCACCGACCUUUUCGCAAAAAUGAUGAAAACCCGGACUAACCUCCCAAUAUGGCCAUUCAAAGAGCAGAUAAUAGAAAUGAUUUCAGCAAACCAAACGCUUAUCAUUUGUAGCGAAACCGGAAGUGGCAAGAGCACGCAAAUACCAUCUUUUAUCCUCGAAAAUGAACUCACAGCGGGCCGUCAUUGCAAGAUAUACGUGACCGAACCACGAAGGAUUUCGGCCAUAUCACUCGCAAAAAGAGUUAGCGAAGAACUCGGAGAGGGUAGGGACGCCGUUGGAACAGCUAGAUCUCUUGUGGGAUACGCAAUAAGGCUGGAGAGCAAAGUAGUGGCAUCUAGUAGAUUGAUAUAUGCGACAACGGGAGUAGUAAUCAGGAUGUUAGAGCGGCCGCAUGAUUUCAACGACAUAACUCAUUUGGUUUUGGACGAAGUUCACGAGCGCACGCUUGAUAGCGAUUUUUUAUUGAUUAUACUUCGUCGACUUUUGAAUCAACGAGCAGACCUUAAAUUAGUCCUCAUGUCUGCGACCGUCGAUGCGCAGAUGUUUUCUGCAUAUCUCGAUGGCGCACCAGUCCUGAAUAUUCCUGGUCGGACAUUCGCUGUGCAAACCAAUUAUCUGGAGGAUGCGAUCGAGGUCACGAGGCACUGUUCACACGAAAAGGAGUCGCUAGAUUAUACAGACGAAAGCCAUUUCUCCAGCACUGAACGGGCUCAAACUGACGAGAGUCUACGAUCCACAUUGUCCGCAUAUAGCAAACAAACCUGCGAUGCGGUUUGUUCUUUUGACGAAUAUCGCCUUGAUUAUAAGCUGAUCAUAGAUUUGAUUUUUACUAUAGCGACUAAACCCGGGCUAGAGAAAUAUAGCAAGGCAUUCUUGGUUUUCAUGCCUGGGCUAGCGGAAAUACGCAGGCUGCAUGACGGAAUACUUUCAGAGCCAUUUUUUGAAAACGGUUGGAUAGUGCAUUCUCUUCACUCUUCAAUAGCCAGUGAGGAGCAGGAAAAGGCAUUUUUAGUCCCUCAAAAGGGAACAAGAAAAAUUGUCAUCGCAACAAAUAUUGCUGAGACUGGUAUGAUAAGCGCAGAAGAUAACCUUUUUCGUGGCUUCCACUUUCUAACGAGCCUAGGGAUUACAAUUCCGGAUAUAACUGCAGUAAUAGAUACGGGAAAAGAGAAGGUUAUGCGGUUUGACGAGCGACGUCAGAUAUCGAGACUCGUUGAAACGUUUAUAUCCCGUGCCAAUGCUAAGCAACGACGUGGCAGAGCUGGAAGAGUUCAAGAAGGCCUCUGUUUUCACUUAUUUACCAAACAUCGCCACGAUAAACUGAUGGCAGAUCAACAAACCCCUGAAAUGCUCCGUCUCUCUCUUCAAGACCUAAUCCUUCGAGUGAAAAUCUGCAAUCUCGGUGACAUUGAGGAAACUCUCUCUGAAGCACUCGAUCCUCCAUCAUCCAAGAAUAUUCGUCGGGCGAUAGAGGCACUCAAAGCAGUCAAGGCUCUUACUAACACUGAAGUGUUGACACCCUUAGGCAGGCAACUCGCUCAACUGCCACUGGAUGUGUUCUUAGGCAAGUUAAUCCUGUAUGGUGCUCUGUUUCAAUGUGUAGAUUCAACGGUGAGCAUCGCGGCCAUUUUAUCCUGCAAAUCCCCUUUUGUACAUACAGCCGCAUCGAGCAAUGCCACACAGGCUGCAAAACGUGCUUUUGAUCGAGGGAAUUCCGAUCUGUUGUCUGUCUACAACGCUUACUGUGCGUGGAAAAAAUGCCGUGAGACACCAAGAAUGAACGAGUUCACGUUCUGUCGAAAGAACUGCUUGAGCCCCCAAGCACUGUUAAACAUAGAAGAUGUCAAAACUCAAUUGCUAGUUUCCCUAGUUGAUACAGGCCUGGUAAAGCUGGAUGUUUCCGAAGAAGCUGAUUUGAGCAGGGCACGAUUUUCUGGACGCAGACGCCAGUUUUUCACAGUGCCUGAACGACUGGAUGUCAAUAGCAGCAAUGACCUGGUUGUAAACUCUGUUAUUGCAUGGAGUUUCUACCCUAGGAUUUUGACCCGCCAAGGGAAAGGAUGGAGGAACAUUUCAAACAAUCAGUCAGUGGUUCUCCACACGACAUCAGUAAAUAAGACUGCAGAACUUUCAACAAAGUGGCUCUCCUAUUAUCAUAUAAUGCAGUCACGAAAUCGGAACUACAACGCGCAUGAGACGAGCGCGGUCGAGGACUUUCCCAUUGCGUUGCUCUGCGGUGAUGUUGAGUUCAAGAUUCUCGGUGAAAGAUUGGAAGUCGAUGAUGGCGCUCAAAGCCUUGAGCACCAGGAUUCGAGAUAUCAUUUCCCAGAUCUUCCGAAAUCCUAA